GAUCCUUGCUCAGAGAAUAUCUUCUCCGUCCUUCCCGACUACAGCGCAUGGCCUACAACUACUACCAAAACCAAGCUCCGGGCUGGGGAACAGCUCAGUUUCAGUUCGGUGCACCGCCAGUACCCGCUUUCCAUCCUCAACCCACUUGGAGGGGCUAUGACUUCUAUAAUGCCCAUGCCUCGAACCCAGAUCCUGGUCUCUUCGACUCGAUUAUGGGCCGUCUACGAGAAGUAGUCGGCCUAGGCAUCGGGCAUACCGAGGCUCGACACUGGCAUAAAAAGAUCUACAGUGGCAUGGUGCCAUUGACCCAGCUUCUUCCGGCCGAUAUUGGCGCCGCCGCCGCAUAUGAAGCCUAUCGCACUUGGAAGUACAAUUCCUUCCUCCACGAGCCGCUGAGCGCAGAUCGUGAAACACAGCGCGAGGGACUUAUCGGCAUGGCCAUCGCUGAGACGCAACGCCUGUGGCAGUAUUCCGGAAGAGGACUCGAUACUUAUGGUCUCCGGAACGCGUGCGAAGCUGCCGCGUCGGCAGGGAACGCUCUUGCUGAUCGGCUCUUCAACAGCUAUGGUGGUGGUAUUGGGCGUAGCCCCUCUUUUUCAUCCAGCGGUGAUCCCUAUGGAUAUGAUGACCCCUAUCACCGUCACGGGGGACGCAGUCGUCGUAAUUCCUUCAGCAACCCUGCUGUCGUCCGCGUUGGGGGAUCUCCUAUGUUAAGCUCUGCUGUCCCAAGCUACGCCGGUAGUGUCCCCGGCGCGCUCCCCAUGCCCAUCUCAGGCCAGGCGAUGGGUCCAGGGUCGCCGUACGGUGCAGGCAUGCCAGGAUCCUACGGCGCGUACGGCACGCCUUACGCAGCGUCCUCGCAGCCAGGGCUGCCUGGAUCCUACGGGUACGGCUCCGGCAGCUUGAGCGGAAGAGUCUCCCCCAGUCCAUACGGCACCCCACAACCCAUGGCAGGUGGAUACACGUACAACGGCAUGCCUGUUGGCGGUUACGCCGGGAGUGCCUCCCCGUACGGCGGAGCCGCCCAGCAGGGCGGUUACGUCCUACCAAACGGACAGACCGCCCCACCCGGUUCGACUAUCAUUAUCAAUCACCGCCCUCGUCGCCACUCAAGCGUAGGGAGGCACCACCAUCAUCGCUCGGGCAGCGACUACGAUGACGAGUGGGACCGAGGGAGAGAGAGGGAGAGGGAGCGUGCCGAUCGUGAGCGUCACGAGCGCGACAGGCAGCGUUGGGAACAGGAGGAACUCGCACGUCAGCAGUAUGGCCAGGACGAGUACGGCAGGUAUGGUCGUGUCGGGAGCGGCAUGGGUGGCGGCGGCUAUGGGUAUGGCGGUCGCUACUGAGCGCGAAAGUAGUCAGGUGAGAUGAGUGCGUCUGCAUCCAAGCUUUAGUACUGCCUCCUCACUUCUCGUCAGUCGCAUUCCAGGGUAGUCUAUGUGUCAGAUGGCGGAGCCACCUGCUGAGACCGCUGUUUUGGAAUGUCUGGAUUCACAUCCGAAUUCAAGGAUCAUACCCUAUGCAUGUUCAUUUCCUUAUCCCCUCUCGCAGCGAUCACGGUGUUGCUAUCUUCGCGAUUGCUGUAGCCAUGCUUUAUAACGUAUCACAUUCGAUCCUUGUACUUGUGCGCAUGCUAUGUACUCGUGCUUGUCUUGCUUAUCCGCUGUAUAUUUAUACGUUUCCUGAGUACUGACCGCUGUACUGUAUGCUAUGGGAUAGUUUUGCCUUAAUCGAUAUGCG
Molecule: messenger RNA, 1740 nt
Organism: Dichomitus squalens LYAD-421 SS1
Lineage: Eukaryota; Fungi; Basidiomycota; Agaricomycetes; Polyporales; Polyporaceae
Exons: 7
Coding region: 48-1346 (432 amino acids)
Source: RefSeq, a predicted model, not a curated record